Molecule: messenger RNA, 1284 nt
Organism: Funneliformis caledonium
Lineage: Eukaryota; Fungi; Glomeromycota; Glomeromycetes; Glomerales; Glomeraceae
Source: the annotation of a GenBank genome assembly
AUGACUUCUGUGUAUACCAUAAAUUAUGCUCUUCGAGCUCAUAAACGUGAUCCAUUUAUCGAAUUCAUAAAGGGAAUGCUUAUGACCCCAUUCGUUCUUCACGCGAGACCACUUCCACAUAUCUAUGAUCCAACUGAAAAGGAGGAUUCCCCCGGUGACGAUGAUUAUCAUAUGGAUGCAAAUGUUGCUAGGUAUUGUGACAUUUUAUCAAGCAUUGAAGAAUUGAUCAAUGAGCAUAUUCGAAAACAAGCUAAAGGUGUUCCUGACCAAUCAAGACUUAAAAGACUUGUUCCUUCAAUAUCAACUUUUCAUACUCAAUUACCGCUACGCGAAUCAUUUGUGUUAGCUAACACCAAGCAUUCUAUUGCUGCGCGUAGAUUUGUACCUCCAAGCUUCAACGAUAUUCGAAGAAUAUUGAACACGGCACAGAACAUUGCAAUCGCGCCAAAACUCAAAUUAAUAACAUUUGAUGGGGAUAUGACACUUUAUGAUGAUGGGAAAGAUUUUGAGCAUGAUUCAGAAUUGGUGAAAUUACUUAUGAGGUUAUUAGAACACGAUCUGUAUGUUUGUGUGGUUACAGCUGCUGGAUAUCCUGGAGAUGCUUCACGAUACGAACAAAGACUAUCUGGUUUAUUAAAAGGGUUUGAAAAUGCACGACUGUCAAAAGAGAUGUGUGAAAAGUUUUUUGUGUUGGGAGGUGAAUGCAAUUACCUUUUACAAUGUCAAGAUAAUUAUCAUUUAAAAUAUCUUAAAGAAUCUGAGUAUCAACCACAAUGUAUCCGCUCCUGGAAACCUGAUCAAAUUAAAGCCAUAUUGGAUUUAGCUCAAGAGAAUUUGCAAAGAUGCAUUGACGAUAUGAAGUUGCCGUGUACAGUUUUACGUAAAAGCAAGGCGGUUGGUAUCGUGCCUAAACCUAAUGUAAAGAUAUUUCGAGAACAGUUGGAUGAGUGUGUAUUAUCUACACAACAUCGAAUUGUGAAUUAUCUACAAUCACCACGGGGAAGUGAGAAUUCACUGCCAUUUUGCGCAUUCAAUGGUGGGAGUGACGUAUGGGUAGAUAUUGGGAAUAAACUUAUAGGGGUACAUAUAUUACAAGAAUUCCUUGGCGCAAAGCCUCAUGAAACUUUACAUGUUGGGGAUCAAUUUUUGUCUACCGGAAAUGAUUUCGCUACAAGGCAUCAAUGUUGUACAUUAUGGAUUGUUAAUCCUAUUGAAACACAAAAUGUGUUGGUCGAAUUAACCGCAUUAUUGGAAGCGAAGAAGCCAGAACGAGUUGUAAAAUAA